CCCUCGUUUUCGUUGCAAAACGUUUUGCGUUGGGAGUAAACGCUUUCUGUUGCAAAACCAAACAUUUCGCAAAAGAAUCGGCGUAAAUGAAUACACCCAUGCUCUUGCAGUAGCUAGCAGACUGCAGUCAGUGGAAUCAGGCUUUGUACACGUUAUAGCGCCGAGGAGCGGACAAAUUACUUUUCUUACUCUCUUUCGCCGUUACUGAGGACUUCAUAAAGUCUCACUGUGUUGUAUAACGUUAUUACAGCGGUGACUUUUCGUAUUAUCCCUUUCUUUUUGGCUGUGGAGAACGUGUUAAAAAUACAGCUAGUUUUCACAAUGGCGACAGCAGCAGUAUCUGCCAGUGCUGGCAGCGGCCCCAACCCCGGAUCUGGCGCUGAGUUAGUCCGAGGACAGGCCUUCGAUGUCGGCCCUCGCUACCACAAUCUCUCCUAUAUUGGCGAGGGCGCCUAUGGAAUGGUGUGCUCUGCAUAUUGCCGUGACAACAAGGUCCGCGUUGCGAUUAAGAAGAUCAGUCCGUUUGAACACCAGACAUACUGCCAGAGGACUCUGAGAGAGAUUAAGAUCCUGCUGCGCUUCAAACAUGAGAACAUCAUCAGCAUCAACGACAUCAUCCGCAUGCCCUCCAUCCACCAGAUGAAGGACGUCUACAUCGUGCAGGACCUGAUGGAGACAGAUCUGUAUAAGCUGCUGAAGACCCAGCACCUGAGCAACGAUCACAUCUGUUACUUCCUGUACCAGAUCCUGAGAGGCCUGAAGUACAUCCACUCAGCUAACGUCCUGCACCGCGACCUCAAACCCUCCAACCUGCUGCUCAAUACCACCUGUGAUCUAAAGAUCUGUGACUUUGGUCUUGCACGUGUGGCUGACCCGGACCAUGACCACACGGGCUUCCUGACAGAGUACGUUGCGACUCGUUGGUACCGUGCGCCUGAGAUCAUGCUCAACUCAAAGGGUUACACCAAGUCUAUUGAUAUCUGGUCUGUGGGCUGCAUCCUGGCUGAAAUGCUCUCCAAUAGACCCAUCUUCCCCGGGAAGCACUACCUGGACCAGCUCAACCACAUACUGGGUAUCCUAGGGUCUCCUUCACAGGAGGAUCUGAACUGCAUCAUUAACAUCAAGGCCAGGAACUACCUGCUGUCUCUCCCGCUGCGCUGCAAGGUCCCCUGGAACCGCCUCUUCCCCAACGCUGACCCCAAAGCUCUGGACCUGCUGGACAAGAUGUUGACCUUUAACCCCCACAAGAGAAUCGAGGUAGAGGAGGCUCUGGCUCACCCUUACCUGGAGCAGUACUAUGAUCCUACAGAUGAGCCUGUAGCCGAGGCUCCUUUCAAGUUUGACAUGGAGCUGGAUGAUCUCCCCAAAGAGACCCUGAAGGAGCUGAUCUUUGAAGAGACGGCUCGUUUCAACACAGUCUGCAGGUCCUAACCUAUAGAACCAGAUCAGACUCUGGACUCUCCUCGUUGUGUGCUCUGGUUCCUCCUGUCUUCAGCCUGUAUACUCCCCCCCUGUUAGACCACCAUGCUCAGGAACGGGUUUCAGGAAUCAAUCUGUCCUUUCUCCCUCUAUCCCUCCCCUCUCUCCCUACGGGGUGAGGAGGGUCACAUGUUGGCUUAUUGUUUAUUAUCCCCCCACCCACUCCUCACUGCCUACGGGGGACUAUUGGAAAGCACUAUAUUGGGAAUAGGGCUCUGGGCUAUAGUAGUGCACUAUAUAGGUAACAUGACUCUAGUCUAUAGUAGGACACUAUAUAGGGAAUAGGGCCCUGGUCUAAAGUAGUGCACUAUAUAGGGAAU
Messenger RNA from Oncorhynchus mykiss (rainbow trout), 1799 nucleotides. Its product is annotated as mitogen-activated protein kinase 1. Gene Ontology annotation, biological process: protein phosphorylation. The record is from RefSeq and is a predicted model, not a curated record. Gene Ontology annotation, molecular function: MAP kinase activity; ATP binding. Lineage: Eukaryota; Metazoa; Chordata; Actinopteri; Salmoniformes; Salmonidae.